GAGCGGCCGGUGAGCGGGCUGAAUGAGGGAGGACUCAACCUGGGAUGCUCUAAGGUUUGGCACCAAAUGAAUGACCAAGGCAUUUCAAGAUCCUGAAAGCUGAUAUGAUUUCAUCAAGUGCAUUGCCCUGUUGAGAAGCAAACAAAUACAGCUCUCUCCUUUGGUGGUAUCUUGGAGUAGAAAUGAAAAUAAUGUGAAAUGAUGUUGUGAUACUGCACUCCAUCCAAAUUGCAAAUUUUUUUAACGACAAGGUGAAGGCAAGUGAGGGAACAAGACCUUUGAUGGAUCCAGGAUUACCGUGGAGCUUUUGAGAGAGAAGCUCAGACUGAUACAACAUGAAUGAAGAAAAUAUACAAGCCGGUGAAGACAACCAACUAGGAGAAAUACAGAAUGACGACGGGCACGAAGAAACUGUGGAAGACGCCAAUGCCAAUCAAAUCACCAAAGAGAAAAAUCAUUCAAAUAACAGAGAGCAUGGCAGCCCACUACCCCCUCUUGUAUCACACUCUGAAGCCCAGGAGAGGAUCAUUAUCUGGGGAACACAUGCUCAGAGUGAAGACCCUGAGCUGGAAGAGUUUGAACUGCUUGAGUGUCAAGAGUUAGAAACUUUCAUUGUGGAAGAAGAAGGGAUAGACAUGUCAAGUGUGACAAGCAGAAAGAGAGCAAAGAAACUCUGUGACAGGACAUUGACAACCACAUCUGUCAGCGCUACUGUUGGAUCCCCUUGGAAAGACCACAAUAAAAACCACAGUGUGGAUGGAGAUGCAAAUGAGAACUCACAGCCCCUUGACCUCAGGACCUCUAGCUCUCGCUCUGGGGUAAACAGGACCCUGAGAGAAGCCCGAAGUGGUUCUGAAAGCAACGUUUUUUCAUCUUCCCUUUCUGCAGUGACCAAUCUCAGUGGAAGUUUAGCCAGUGCCCUGGACAGUGCAGGCCGCACACAGCCUCUCUCUUCCCAGUCCAUCAAGUCUACCUCAGGCAUAGGCAGGAACCAGCAACCCUCCUACAUCCACUCAGAGAGAAACAGGGAGCUUCCCAGGGAUUUGGACCAAAACCAUAACUCUACUACACUGCCUCAGGAAUCACAAUAUGACCGAAGUAAGCUGAUCACUCAAAGUGGAGUGUAUCCUUCAAAUGGAGCACUAAAAGUGCAAAAAUUCCCAAUGGAAGCAGAGCAGAAUGGCAGGCAAGGGAUGUCAACCGAGGCGCCGAAAGGUAUGGUGAGGGUGCUACCUUCUUGUAGGCAGCUAGUCCGCCCUCUUUCUACUGAAAAACGUAUAACCUCAGGAUAUCCCAGCUUAGACACCCAGGCAGACCAGCAACAAUACCACUCCUCAGAGACAGAUCACAGCCAUCAACAAGUGCUGCCGACUACAGAAGUCUGCAGUAAGAAAACAAGCACAGAGAUGCUUCCAAACCAGACUUUCACCCGAGAGUCCCAACACUUGAAGAGGCAGAGCUCAGCAGAUCGUGUUGUAAGUCCCUCCAGCCUAGAAAGGAAGACUCACUUCAGUCGGCGGACCUACAGCAGUCCCACUAGACCUUCGACACCUCUGUCCCCCAAGACCACAAGGUCUCCUCAAAGACAGCCUCCAUCCUCACCCAUCAAGACUUUACCUUCUCGAGCUCCUCAGUUGGGUUAUGCUAUGUACAGCUCAGGCUUAAGAGCUCCAGUCAAAACAACUAUCAACACAAGCAUCCACAACCCUCUUCCAACAACGGAGGCUUCAAUGGAGACCUCCCCUCCAAGCAAGUGCCCGCCAAAACCGAAAAGUGUCCGACCAAAAAUCAUCACGUACAUUCGAAAGACCCCGCAGGUGAAACCACAGUCUCUCGAGGGAACUUACGAGGUGUCAUCCUUACCUACGAAACUCUCAACGUACAGCAACACACAGGCCAAACCAGCGGUAGGAGAACAAGGGGAAGCCGCUGUGCUGAGUGCCUCAAAUUUACUCUACGAUAAGUAUCGACAAGAGAUGCAGAAGGUUCGGUUCUUCUCUCCUGGACUCAUGGUGUCUGGGAUUAAGCCACCCAGCAACACCCUGCCCCAAAAAAUGGCAGGCCGAGCAGACAGCUUCUAUGGUUCUCUUAACAAGCCUCUCUCUGCAGCUGUGGGCAGGUCUCCAGUCACCCUUGGAUCUCCUGUAUCAGGAGCUGAGGAUCCUUCCGGCCCCCUUUUUCGUCCACCACGGGGCCUAAGACCCCAGCUUGGCGUUGGUGCUGUAAACAGGACUCCCUCUGCAGCUGCGAAGAACAGGAUGGUCCAAACAGGCCACCCGAAGUCACCAUUGACCUUCAGUCAACCAAUGCAGGCAGUAAACCCGACCACUCAAACCCCUCAGGAACCACAAGAUCAGAGAAAGACGGUGGCGACUGGGUUAGCUGCUAAAUCCUUCCUGCCGAAGCCAGCUCAGACUGGCCUCCGUCCUCCUGGGUACUCGCGGCUCCCGCCGGCUCGUCUGGCUGCCUUUGGGUUUGUUCGGAGCUCUAGUGUCUCCUCCGUGUCCAGUAACCACUCGACCGACAGCACACGGAGUGACCCCUGCCGACCCGCCUUCCGGCCCAACAGUAUAAAUGAUGAGCCACCGUUUCACCGUGUCACCACGUCGCCGCCUGGAGAUGGAUCCAGAGCACCCUGCCGCAGCAAUCCUCAACCCCCCAACACUCCUGCACCCACACGCCGCUCAAUCCUGCCCCCUUCUCGAAGCUCCCCUGUGGCAUCCCGUAAGGAAUUCCAGAAGAGUUCUGAUGGCACCCGUUCAUCUCUCUCAUCCCCUAAGAGACUCGCUGUAGUGUCUCCUAAACCACAGUCUCCAGUGCUUCAGAGGCAACAGAAGGCAACAGUGGCAGUCCGAGGCUCAAGCAUUCAGAUUGUGCCUCGUAUUGGCUCCCCGGGUCCAGAGAAGAAAAGAGAAGAAGAGCAGAAGAAAGAAAAAGAGCGAGAUGAAGUAGAGAGACACGAGGAGUUGCAGCUCUUGCAGGGUCGCUAUGAAGAACAGGCCAAGCAACUGCAGGCUCUCCACACAGAACUAAAGAAAACCAGCCUGGGUUUGGAGGUCUUUGUCAUAUGUACUCAGCACUUCUCCCUCAAGUGUGAAAGUGCUGAGGAGAAGGAGAGAGAGUUGUCACAGGAACUCAGUCGGAUUCAGCAUGAAGUGGCCUUUAACGCAGCUCGCUGGGAGCGUCUUCAGAAGGAGAAGAGGGAGCUGGAGGAGUGUUUUGAGAAGGAGCUGAGAGAGUUACAGGUGCAGCAGGAGUCUGAACUCGUAACCUUAGAGGAGAACUUGAGAUUGCGGCACGCUUCGGACAGAGACCAUCUCAGAGCAGAGCACCAGUCAGAGGUGGAGGAGUUUCACACCCAGCACCAGGAACAGAUCGAAGAGUUGACUGCCAACCACGAGGCCGCCCUUGAAGACCUGAAGACCAUGCACAACAUCACCAUGUCAACACUGCAGGAGGAGCAUGCCAGGACAAUGAGAGACUUAAGAAAAGCCCAUGAGCAGCAAAAAGCCAAUCUAGAAGAGGACUUUGAGAAGCUGCGCCUCUCGCUUCAGGACCAGGUGGACACUCUGACUUUCCAGAACCGAACUCUGAAAGACAAAGCCAAACGCUUUGAAGAGGCCCUGAGCAAGAGCACUGAUGAACAAAUUGUGGAUGCACUGGCCCCGUAUCAGCACAUCGAGGAAGACCUGAAGAGUCUAAAGGAGGUUCUGGAGAUGAAGAACCAGCAAAUUCAUGACCAGGAGAAGAAGAUCUGUCAUUUGGAGAAAGUGCAGGCCCAAAAGAACCUGCACCUGGAGGAGCGGGUCCAGGUGCUUCAGCAGCAGAAUGAAGACCUGAUGGCCCGCAUCGACCGCCACCUCUCAGUGUCAAGACAACUGUCUGAGGAGAACGCAAACCUUCAGGAGAAUGUGGAGAAGGAGACCAGCGAGAAGAAACGCCUGAGCCGCAACAACGAAGAGCUGCUCUGGCUCCUCCAGACGAGUCCCCACCUGUCGCCUUCCUCUUCUCCCAUCCACAGAGCCUUCUUCCCUGGCCCUGAUAUUCCCUCUUACCCUUACUCUCCUGGCCCUGGUACCCCCACACACUCCUAUUCUCCUGGCCACUGUACGCCCACUCACAAGGUGGCUUCUCCGGGACCUGGGACGCCCACUCUGAGAGGCUCACCAACAGCGCGCUCGUCCCCCGCACGGAUCCCGAACGCCAACACUUUACCCAGAUGAGAUGUCUUACUGAAUUUCAGCUGCCUCGCCAUAUUCUGUUACUGUCCGUCGUGGACGACAGUGCUUUGUUUUUAUUUGCGGGCCAUGACUUCCUUUAAAAAAUGUGGCAAAUUUUAAUAGGACCCUAACAACCCCAACUGCCAGACAGAGAUCUAACAGCCUCUGUUAUUUCCAUUCUUUGAAUUUUGAACUCAAGUAAGCUCAAAGAAUUUUUAACCGGAGGAUUGAACUCGUAGCAUCAGAAUGAAAUAGCUACUGAUGCUAAUGCUAAUGACGUGCUGCCGACAAUGCUUGGCCUGCACAGAAGCAGAAUGAUUUUUGUGUACAGAAGUACAGAAGUAGCUCGGCUUUAGAUAUGAAUCUAAAACAUGCUUUUGGACUCCAACACAAAUGUCUGUAGGUUCUCCUGAAUGACAUACGAGAACUUUAUACAACAAAAAGCACUUUAGGUUUCUGCCCUACCUUCUUCCUACAGAUAAAUGCACCAGCAUUUUUUGCGGUCUGGUUUAUUUUUUUAUAGGAUAUGUCUUCUAAUUUUUCAAAUCUCCCAGUGUUUGAGUUUCGAUCCAGAAUGUUUCAAAUUUGUCAAGACAUAUACACUGCAAAAUUUCAUUUUCUUAAUAUUUUUUUUUCUUACAUUGAAACUAUCUAAAUUACACAGGAUAUGACUUGUGUUGAGGCAAUUUUAUUUAAUUAUUUAUGUAUCCCAGUUAGCUUUUUUAAAAGCAUAACCUAAAUAUUUAUUAUUCAUACACUACUGUUCAAAAGUUUGGGUUCGGUAAGAUUUUUUAAUGUUUUAGGAAGUCUCAUGCUCACCAAGGCUGUAUUUAUUUGAUCUAAAAAUACAGUAUAAUAGUAAUACUGUAUGCAAGGAAAUAGUCUUUUAAUUCAAUAAUCCACAGGAAACAGGGCAGAAACGUGGGACAACCAUAGAUAUCCAUUCCACAAUAAAGACUAGAUGUCUUACGGCGGAGUUUCUAUCAUCAUCACCGGUGGCCAUCUUGUCACAGGCAAGCUGAAGUGAGAUGAGUGAUCAGCACAAACACAAAUACUCUUAUCUCGUUGAAAUCUUGACAGAUGUACUAACGAUUUGGGUUCUUACAAACGUUAAUAACGUGGCUAUAUAGCGUGGUUAUUUAAAAAGUACAUGCACCAUUAAAACACAAUGUUACGAGUGAGCGAGCUGCCUGUGACAAGAUGGCCGCCUAGUGCAGACGUCGACCUCCAUUGACCAGCAGCGCGGAUGAAAUAUCUAGCCUUUACUGUGGAUAUCUAUGGUAACAUCCACUUUACACAACCUAAACGAGGUAAUCAAUGAACGACAGGUGAACAGAAUCAUUAAUUAAACACAUGAAGGAACUGGGUGAAAAGACAGGACACACAGACAAACAGGAUCAGAACCAUAAAACACAGUGAAACUCGGGAUUCUUUGAUGAAUAACAAAGUUUGAAUACCAGCAUAUAUAUGAAAUUUGUAACAUUAGAAAUGUUUACUGUGAUUUUGAUCAAUUUAAUACAUCCUUGCCGAAUACAUUUUUAUUUAAAAACAAAAAUCUAUUAAAAAAAUAACA
This is a messenger RNA of Pimephales promelas (fathead minnow), 5793 nucleotides long. RefSeq names its product microtubule associated tumor suppressor candidate 2a (gene mtus2a). Gene Ontology annotation, cellular component: cytoplasm; nucleus. The record is from RefSeq and is a predicted model, not a curated record. Lineage: Eukaryota; Metazoa; Chordata; Actinopteri; Cypriniformes; Leuciscidae. Gene Ontology annotation, molecular function: microtubule binding.